UAUGUUAAAGGAACGAUAUUUAUUUUAUGGUCCCUGACAUAAACUAAAUACGGUCUCGGAGCUCGUUUUUUCUCCCCGAGUUCCCAGUUGUUCGGAACGCUCGGACGUCGGAUAUAACCGCGUUCCCAGUGAUUUUAACAUGUGGAAUGAAUAUUGGGUCAUGUUCAUUAAAGCAAGCAACGGAAAAUAUUUAGCAACGGAAAACAAACAUUAACGUAUUUUUAUUGGAUGCUAGGUAGUUCCUCUCUUUUUCAGUUCGUUUCCUUCCGUUUGGUGCCUAAUAAACACGACCCUGAUUAAGAUUCAUUUGAAUAAUUGGAUAGGCUACCUUGCUAGGCUGAUCAAUAGGCUACACAGCCAAGAUUCUCAGUGCUGCCUUUGACAAGAAAUCAAACGCAAUUGACAAAAUGGACAAAACUGGUGUUUUGGGAUUAUCUUUGCUCUCCAAUAAACUCGCCGAGAUUUUCACAGAAGAUUCGGAAAAUGACAGAACGUUCUAUGGGUUUUCCGACUGUGAAAGUGAUCUAUGUGAUAACAAGAGUUCAGACCGUGAUAAUCCAGUGGAUCUCAAAGGCAGCCCCAUAAAACAGCCUGUACCCCAUCGCUUCACAUUACGGGUGGUACUGCACCCCCAUAAACUAGCCACACCAACUCCUCACUCCAGUGAAGAAGAAGAAGAGGAGAGGAAGAUGGAGGCUGAGAAGGGAACAGUCAGAUUUGAAGUUGAAGAGAAGCUGGUGACUGAAGCAGCACCGCCUGUUAAACAACAGUCAGGUUCUGAUUCUGAGGCUGAUCUAGCACAGUCUGGAUCUUUUCUGGCCAAGAGGGCCCAGAACGUCAAGGCUAACAAAGCUAUGUUGGCUCAGUUGAUAGCAGACCUGCAUAAGAUGCCAGGAGCUGCCCUGCUGAAGAGUCACAAAGAAGGCAAUCUUAAAAAGGAGAAAGGCUCUCGAGCCCCCCGCUCCAAGGGCGCAGUAGGGAAGUCCAGGACGAGCCCUAACAGAUCCUCCCAGAGACGGACCCGCUCCAUGGGGGGGGCUGAGAGCUUGGAGGCCCACCAGGAGGAGAGAGCGCUGGAGCUCAGUCUGGAGGAGGAACUAUUGGAGGUACGUGGUGAUCCGAGGCAGAGGCGUGCUCCGCGUCCCAAACAGGCCAAACCUCACAACAUAACACCUGUGGAGGAGAUCACUGAGGAUGUGCUACUGCUGGUGGCAGACCACACGACAGAGAAGGUGUACAACAGAGCCACAGGCUCAACGUGUCACCAGUGUCGCCAAAAGACUACCGACACCAAAACGUGUUGCCGUAGUGAGGAGUGUCGUGGUAUAGUGGGACAGUUCUGUGGCCCGUGUCUGAGGAACAGAUAUGGAGAGGACGUCAGGAAAGCCCUGCUCGACCCGGACUGGCGGUGUCCACCGUGUCGAGGCAUAUGUAACUGCAGUUUCUGCCGUGCCAGAGACGGACGCUGCCCAACUGGAAUCCUGUUCCCUCUGGCUCAGUUCCAAGGCUUCUCUGAUGUCCACUCUUACCUCAGCAGUCUUCACAGUAAACUGACAAAUGAGGACUGAGGAUCUGAAUGGGAGCCUCAAUGUCCUUAUCUGACCACCAGGGGGAGCAGUUGCAAAUCACUGGUCCGGGAAUACAGAAGUUUGGCACCUAAUCCAGAUGAGGUUUAUGUUCUAUAGCUCUAACAUGGUUUAUACUGCUGUUUUUGAUAUGAAUGUUGAUUUUAAUCAGAUUUUUUUCAAAUAAAUUAUUUGUCGUUCACUUUACUAAGGACGAGUCACAACACCAGUCAACUCAGAUGCUGAAGGGGCGGACACUACGUCAGAUUUAAAGAAUGCCAUUUAGCAGACACUUUAUCCAAAGCAAUUUAGUCACGUGUGCAUGGUUGGCCCCAGCGGGCAUCAAACCCACAAUCCUGGCGUUGCAAGUGCCAUGCUCGACCAACUCAGUCAAUAGGAUCAUAAAUCUAAACACAUCACACAUUUUGUAUUCAUAAUUUUUAAUCCAGAUGUUGGCAUUUGUAGUAAUAACAUUAAAAAAAAAACUCCCUUUUUAAAUGAAAUAAAAACAUUAAGGGCACUUGUCUGAAAACUAAAUUGCAAGGAUCGGAGUACAAAUCAAAUACUGAAACAAUGCAUCCAAAUACAUUUCCCACAACUUGUAGUUGAUCAAGCGGACAUCAAGUCAAUAGGGAGGGAAGUACUUAACCCCCUUCAAAUGUGUAUCUAAAAUGGCACCCUACUCCCUUUAGUGCACUACUAUUGACCAGGGUCCCAUAGUACUACAUAGGGAAUAGGGUGCCAUUUGAUGCACAUUUAAAACCCCGGCUAGUCAGUCUUCUGCAAUACAUCUGACUGACCACACUACUGAAACUGACUGGAUUAAAAUAGUGACGAGGUCAAUCUUAACGUUUGAUCGACCCUGGCUUUCUGUUUGAGACAAACUAAUGAUGCUGUUCUUACGUAAUAAAUCUUUCUUCCAAAACAUGCAGGCCAAUGUUGUUACAGAAGUAGGGUUGUAUAAAUGUGGUUUUCCAGAAAAGUGAUUGCGUAAACAGGAAUACCCAACAAGAUUUCAUUAACCUAAGAAUGUUACCGGUCUUUUGCAACCAUAAUACAGAAACCUAAGCUGUAUUACAACCAGAGCCAGGUUAUAUUGACUGUCUGGAACUGAUGACGAAACAUUCCAUUCCACAGUUCUCUUAAAACAGAAUAUGGAUUUUUUUUGGUUUUAGCUGAAAUUUUUUUUUUUGCAUUAUUUGGAAAUAAGAGGUAAAAAAAAAAAGAGGGUUAAAGUAGUCUAGGAAGAAUUUGAUAUCUAAAUGCAUCAGAGAAAGAACUUGAGUAUGAAGCAAAUGGACAAAUAUACCAGAGAAGUAAAUAAUAUGUACUGGGACUGGAUUGAAUACAUACAUAGUUCAUUCUAUAGACAGAACACUUUUUGAAAUAGUUUAAACAAAAUCUACAUUUAUAAAAGUCUUAGAAGUUUAAGAUUGAUUGUGUAUGAGAGACUCACAACAGAAAGGCAAUCUCUUGCAACCAUAUAUAAAGUUCAAGUUGAUCCUUCCUAUGCUAAGAAUUUCCGUAGCUUUACACGAAAGAGAAAAGAAAAAAAAACAUAUGUACAUACAAAAAGACUUAUCCCAAAUGUUCUCUUUUUUUUUUGUUGCUAUGAUAAACGUAUCAAAGCAUGAUGGCUUGAAUGUGUACCUAUAUAAUAAUCAUAUAAAAAGGCAAAAAACAAGGAGAUAUUUCAUGACGAUUUUAGAUUGGUGUCCCUGUUUAGUACACUACUUUUGACCAGGACCCCAUGUAGGUGAUUGUGUCCCUCCCUGCUGAUUAAUGCUCCUGGGUCUAGGCUGGAUUCAGGGACAUGAAACAUGCCAAACGCUGCCGAUUCCCUUUUUCUACACCAUCUGAACGUUGUGUAACGUUACAUCCUCCUGAACAGGCCCCAGAAGUCACUAGUGACCAAAUAACGGUGAGCCCCUCCCCCAUCCACACUGGCCUCCAAUGAGAAAGAACCAACGGUGAUACCGGGCUAGACAAGAGGUGUGAGAGACCAGGCGAAGGCCCAACCCACUCAACCAGCUAGUACAGUGGAGUACUGAAGUUAUCCCUGGUGUAUACUGUACUAUACCCAGACAGAGGGGGGUUGGACAAGAGACCUGAGAAGGGGGGUGGCUCCUAGCCAUGGGGAGGGGACUCUUGAGUAGCAGUAGUGCGUUUCUGCGUUAUGUACAAAUAGAGAUUGGAAGUGAUGGAUUUGUAUUGUGUUCCAGAGAAGGUGCCUUUGUGAAUGUGUUACUAAGACAACCACUGUAGUAGUACCAUUCAUGCCCUUCCAUUAUCGAUCAGAUUUAGGUAACUAACAUCUAGACUGCUCUCCACCCGACUCACAGCCAAUGAAAUGGGUAAGGUCAUGGAAAUACGCCAUAGCAGUGUAUCUGAAGGGACUCCCUGGAUCCUGUC
Oncorhynchus nerka (sockeye salmon) is the source of this 3977-nucleotide messenger RNA. RefSeq names its product cell division cycle-associated protein 7-like. The record is from RefSeq and is a predicted model, not a curated record. Bases 408 to 1568 code for a protein of 386 amino acids. Gene Ontology annotation, cellular component: nucleus. The transcript has 9 exons. Gene Ontology annotation, biological process: regulation of DNA-templated transcription. NCBI's taxonomy places the organism in Eukaryota, Metazoa, Chordata, Actinopteri, Salmoniformes, Salmonidae.